Molecule: messenger RNA, 843 nt
Organism: Raphanus sativus (radish)
Lineage: Eukaryota; Viridiplantae; Streptophyta; Magnoliopsida; Brassicales; Brassicaceae
Exons: 3
Coding region: 1-843 (280 amino acids)
Source: RefSeq, a predicted model, not a curated record
AUGAGCAUAGUCAACUUCUGGUCUGCAGCUUUUCGUUUGCCAAGUAAAUGUAUGAAGGAAGUGGAACAGUUAUGUGCAGCUUUUCUUUGGACUGGUCCGGUUCUCAGACCAACUGGUGCGAAAGUUGCAUGGAGUGAAGUAUGCAAACAGAAAGAAGAAGGGGGCUUGGGAAUUCGAGCUCUUAAAGAAGUUAACUUGGUCUGUGGGCUGAAGUUGGUAUGGAGAUUACUAAUGGGGAAGUCUUUAUGGAGUAAAUGGAUGAAGUCUAAUCUGAUGAAGAAGAAAAGCUUCUGGGAAGUUAAUGUGAAGACUCAAACUGGUUCCUGGAUGUGGAGAAAGAUGCUCAAACUUAGGGAGAUAGCAAAAAGAGGGUUCAUAGAUUUGGGUAUACGAAAAGAAGCUACGGUAGAAGAAGCAGUAUUCAAACCUCGUAGACGAAGAUGGCAUCGAAUUGAGAUUUUGAAUGGUAUUGAAGAGAAGCUGUGUUAUAUGAAAGAGAACUUGAAUGUAGAAAUGGAAGAUGAGAGUUUGUGGAGAAGAGAAUCGGGUAUAAAAACUCUUUCUCGACUGAAGAAACUUGGAAGCUUACUCGGGGAGAAAAGGAAAGGAAUUGAUGAAGGUUGUGUGCUUUGUAAGAAUGCGAGAGAAAACAGAAAUCAUCUGUUCUUCGAGUGUUCUUACUCUGCUCAAAUUUGGAGAAGUCUUGCAAUGGGGAUUAUGGGAAGUUCUUUUACGAGUUCAUGGUCUGAUCUUAUGCAGUUGAUAGCGGAAGGUAGACGUAUGGAUCGUAAGAGGCUAUUUUGUCUUCGCUAUGCUUUUCAAGCAGUGAUGUAUGGAGUUUGA